AUGGGGGACUCUCUACGACCGGCCUCCGCCGACGAAGUUCCAGGGCCGUGGGAUGUCCUGCCCCAUGGCUUGGGUAGCUCCAGGCUACUAUUUUUCCCUGUCUCGAAAGCCGUCCCAAAGCCUACGGCCAAACUAGCCACCCAAGAGCCUCCUGGUCGCAGUGAAACUACAGACCCUGUUACUGCGGACCUGCUUAACGAACCCAAAACCGAGGAGCAGUUAGAGCAAAAAGUCAAGUUAGGGGUAGGUGAAGAUGGCAAAGAAGCGAAGCUUGAGGACUCCAAAGCCCUAAAGAGUGGUGUCGACACGUCUACGGAUGUUCUUCACAAAGUCAAAGAUCUAGUGGACGCCGAUGAAAAGCUCCAAAAUAAUGUCAAGAAAUCUAAGAAUCGAUAUGGAGUGGACCACCAGAACUCGCCUUUCCCUCAUCACGUCAUGCCGACCCCGCAAGCUUGCGAGGAAGUGCAUCGGCUAUUGACGGGAAAGCAUGGAAAGGUCACGCAGCCCGCAACCAUUCCUCGGCCAUCAUUGGAGGUUACUGGCUGUGGCGAGGUACCGGAUCUUAUUGAUUCACUUCUCAGAACGUUACUGAGUGCAGCAACUACCUCGAAUAACUCAAACAAGGCUUUCCAAAGUCUCAAAGAUACAUUUGGCAUGAAAAAUGACACCGCCAAUUGGGAAGCUGUGCACAAAGCUGAAGUUGGGAAGGUCAUUGAUGCAAUUAGAUGUGGUGGUCUUGCUGUUGUAAAAGGAAACAACAUCAAGAAGAUCCUGGACAUUGUUCACAAGAAAAAUUGUGAUCGUCGCGACGCCCUUUUAGAGGAGAAGAAGACUGGGGUAGCAGCCAACAUUCCGGGGCUGGAUGACCUGACCCAGCAACAAAAAGACACUGAACUCGCCAGGUUCGCGGAAAACCCUCUAUCACUAGACUGGGUGCUCGACUUAAAGGAGGAUUGGCAGGCCAUGGAUGAAUUGGUGAAGUUGCCUGGCAUCGGCAUCAAAACAGCAUCAUGUGUUCUAUUGUUCCGCUUACAGCGCCCAAGUUUUGCUGUUGAUACUCACGUUUGGCGCCACUGCAAGUGGCUUGGUUGGGUACCUCCAAAGGCCACUAGAGAUCAGACUUUCAAUCACUGCAACCUCCGCGUCCCGGACGAGUUGAAGUAUUCCCUCCACCAAUUGUUCAUCGCCCAUGGCAAAAACUGCUUUCGCUGCAGAGCAAAUACAAGCGCCGGCACUGAGGAGUGGGAUAAAUCGAAGUGCCCGAUCGAUCACCUCCUCAAUAGAUCAGAGAAGAGAAAACAGCCCAAAAAUGAACCAUGGGUCGAUGAAAGCAAGGCUAUUAGUAUGGGGAGGUCUCAUGCCAAAAAGCGCAAGAACGCCGACGAUAUAGAGGAGAGUGAUUUUGAGGUGGCGACAGUUAAGUCAAGCAAGCGUGUCAAGGGGCCGGCAAAGAAGAGGACGAAGAAGUCCAAGUCGGAAAGCGACAAGCUAGAUGAGGAUGAGGGCGAAUCAUUAGCCAAUGAAGUCAAAGUUGAUGUAGCCAAACGAUCCCGCGCUAAAAAGAGCAAGAAUGCCGAUGGCACAGAGGGAAGUGAUUUCGAGGUCACCACUACCAAUUCAGUCAAGAGGGGUAAGGCGGCAGCCAAAACAAUAAAGCGUGGCAAGACUCCAAGAAGAAAGCAGCCAGCGAAGACGAAGAAAUACAAAAUAGAUAAUAGCGAUCUACCAAUGGAUAAUUCCGAUAUCGAAAUGGCCGAGGAAGAAGCACUAGAAGACGACGAGGGAAGUAUCUAUGAGGCAACGGAGGAUGAAGGAUCCGAGUACUGUGACUGA
Molecule: messenger RNA, 1833 nt
Organism: Venustampulla echinocandica
Lineage: Eukaryota; Fungi; Ascomycota; Leotiomycetes; Helotiales; Pleuroascaceae
Exons: 1
Coding region: 1-1833 (610 amino acids)
Biological process (GO): base-excision repair
Molecular function (GO): catalytic activity
Source: RefSeq, a predicted model, not a curated record